Messenger RNA from Echinops telfairi (small Madagascar hedgehog), 7244 nucleotides. RefSeq names its product transmembrane protein 168 (gene TMEM168). Lineage: Eukaryota; Metazoa; Chordata; Mammalia; Afrosoricida; Tenrecidae. The record is from RefSeq and is a predicted model, not a curated record. The transcript is spliced from 4 exons. Bases 124 to 2217 code for a protein of 697 amino acids.
AUAAAUGAAAAUUCCAUCUGAGAAAAUGUUGAAGUAGGAGUUACGGAUACAUUGGAUUGCCUGGAUGAAAUACAAGCAGUUAACUUUUGUAAAGUGGGGAGAAAGCCCAAAUUGCCAGGUCACAUGUGUAAAUCACUGCGUUAUUGCUUUAGUCAUUGUCUCUAUUUAGCAAUGACAAGACUGGAAGAAGUCCAUAGAGACGCGAACAUGCAUUCUUCAGUGCGGUACCUUGGCUAUUUAGCCAGAAUCAACCUGCUGGUUGCAAUAUGCUUAGGUCUUUAUGUGAGAUGGGAGAAAACGGCAAAUUCCUUGAUUUUGGUCAUUUUUAUCCUUGGUCUUUUUGUUCUGGGAAUUGCCAGCAUACUCUAUUACUAUUUUUCAAUGGAAGCGGCAAGCUUAAGUCUCUCCAAUCUUUGGUUUGGAUUCUUGCUCGGCCUCCUGUGUUUUCUUGAUAAUUCAUCCUUUAAAAAUGACGUGAAAGAAGAAUCAACCAAGUAUUUGCUUUUGACUUCCAUAGUAUUAAGGAUAUUGUGCUCUUUGGUGGAAAGAAUUUCUGGUUAUGUCCGUCAUCGACCCACUUUGCUCACCACGGUUGAAUUCCUGGAGCUCGUUGGAUUUGCCAUCGCCAGCACAACUAUGCUGGUGGAGAAGUCUCUGAGCAUCGUGUUGCUGGUCGUUGCCUUGGCCAUGCUGAUCAUUGACCUGAGGAUGAAGUCUUUUCUAGCUAUUCCAAAUUUAAUUAUUUUCGGGGUCUUGUUAUUUUUUUCCUCAUUGGAGACUCCCCAAAAUCCAGUCGCUUUCGCCUGCUUUUUCAUUUGCCUCGUCGCAGAUCCUUUCCUCGACAUCUACUUUAGUGGACUCUCGGUGACUGAAAGGUGGAAGCCCUUUUUGUACCGGGGAAGAGUUUGCAGAAGACUCUCAGUCGUUUUCAUUGGAAUGAUUGAGCUUACGUUUUCUAUUCUUUCCGCAUUUAAACUAAGAGACACUCAUCUCUGGUAUUUUGUAAUACCAGGUUUUUCCAUUUUUGGAAUUUUCUGGCUGAUUUGCCAUAUUAUUUUUCUUUUAACUCUUUGGGGAUUCCAUACCAAAUUGAAUGACUGCCAUAAGGUUUAUUCCACCCACCGAGCCGAUAACAACAGUCUGGAUAGAGUCAUGGCAUCCAAAGGGAUGCGUCAUUUUUGCUUAAUUUCUGAGCAGUUAGUUUUCUUUAGUCUUCUUGCAACAGCGAUUUUUGGAGCAGUUUCCUGGCAGCCAACAAAUGGAAUCUUCUUGAGCAUGUUUCUCAUUGUUUUGCCAUUGGAAUCCAUGGCACACGGGCUCUUCCAUGAACUGGGUAACUGUUUAGGAGGAACAUCUGUUGGAUAUGCUAUUGUGAUUCCCACCAACUUCUGCAGUCCUGAUGGCCAGCCAACACUUCUUCCACCAGAACAUGUUCAGGAGUUAAAUCUCAGGUCGACUGGCAUGCUCAAUGCUAUCCAAAGAUUUUUUGCUUAUCAUAUGAUUGAGACCUAUGGAUGUGACUAUUCCACAAGUGGACUAUCUUUUGACACUCUGCAUUCCAAGCUGAAAUCUUUCCUUGAACUUCGGACUGUGGAUGGACCUAGACAUGAUACAUACAUUUUGUAUUACAGUGGGCACACCCAUGGCACAGGAGAGUGGGCUUUAGCAGGCGGAGACAUACUACGCCUUGACACUCUUCUGGAGUGGUGGCGAGAAAAGAACGGUUCCUUCUGCUCCCGGCUGAUUGUCGUGCUAGAUAGUGAGAAUGCCACACCAUGGGUCAAAGAAGUGAGAAAAAUUAAUGACCAGUAUAUUGCGGUGCAAGGAGCAGAGAUGGCAAAGACAGUGGAUAUUGAAGAAGCUGACCCGCCACAGCUAGGUGACUUCACGAGAGACUGGGUAGAAUAUAACUGUAACCCCAACCAUAGUAUCUGCUGGACUGACAAAGGACGCACCGUGAGGGCGGUCUAUGGCGUUUCCAAGCGGUGGAGUGACUACACUCUGCAUUUGCCAACAGGAAGCGAUGUGGCCAAGCACUGGAUGUUACACUUUCCCCGGAUCACAUAUCCCCUAGUGCAUUUGGCAAAUUGGUUGUGCGGCCUGAACCUUUUUUGGAUCUGCAAGACUUGUUUUAGGUGCUUGAAAAGAUUAAAAAUGAGUUGGUUUCUUCCUACUGUGCUGGACACAGGACAAGGCUUUAAGCUCGUCAAAUCAUAAUUUGGAGGCCCAAGUGGAAUAUUCCUGAGACUUCCUCCUAUCGUUUAUCACUCACUUGCCAUUUUUUUAUAUGCUAUAUUCUUAUUUGUGAAAACUACCCUACUUCUGUAGCACCUCUCACUCUCUUCUCAAGUAAUUAUGGUAUCUGAAAGGUUUGGGGAAUAAGCACUGCUUUAUACUAAAAAUGUUAGAAGUUUUAAAUGCUGAAUCUGUGUAAAUGCAGAAAAGAUGUUUAAAAUGACAAUGCACUUUGACACGUUUGCUUAUGUUUCAGAUUAGAAACAAAAUAGUCCUUUAUGUUCUGCACUGACCAAUGAAGAAUUACUAUUGCCUUAUAUUUUUUGGCAUACAUUAGAAAUGUAGAGGAGACAAUUUGUGUACUAUUUUGAGAAAAAUCACCAGUUUGCUUACUGAAGAUUCUAUUUUGUGAACAGUGAGUUGAGUGCAACACCAUUUGAAGAGCUACAGACCGUUUUCCUGAGAACGGGAGGGGGAAUAAAACCAGGUUUCCCAGAAGGAAUGCAUGAUCGUUUUAUAGGCAACCACAUUCGGGUGUCUUGCUUGUGAGAUGUUACAAAUACAGCAGGGAAGCCUGAAUGAUUUUGGUAGGUCAGGACUUUUUUUUUUAAUGUAAGUAACUGUCCGGGGCUGAGCCUGUCCUCUGCGCCUUCAUGCAUUGCUGGGCCUCCAAAAGCACUGGCCAUUUAGAGCCUUUCUCAGGGCGCUUCAGUAUCUUCCUAAAGAAAAAUGCUUCCAACUACAGAAUCUUUCCAAAUAAACAUUCUGCCUUCUCAAAGAGUACUCUUAGAAAAGAUAUUUAGGGGCAUCUCACGGACUCAGGCAAUUUCAAGUAUUCAGGAAGGAUUUUGAUCUUUAAGAGUUAAGCUCUUGUAUCAAAAUUAUGUUUUCAAAAUCUGUUAGUGAGAACAUUUAUUCUAUUUAAGAUCAAAGAAUAGGAAACAAGUUGGUUUUUCCCUCUUGUACCUGUAUUAUGGUAAACAACAACAACCCAACCCCCCCCUCCCAAAAAAAAACAGCAUUUGGUGUUAGCAAUUUUAGUUAAGCAGAAUGGUGUGGUUGUAAUUUUUAAAACUUAACUCAGUGUUUUGUCUGAUUAAAACUCCUAAGAAGUUAUUCACCUUCUAUUCCUUUUCUCCUUUGAUGCUAGACUUUCACCUUUGAGAAAUACAUGCAGAAUGGAAUUAAUUGGGGGAACAUUCUAAUCUUUGUUGUUCAAACAGUGUGACUUGUUACCAUUGAAGCCAUUUUUCCAGCCUCAGAGAGAGGUCGGCGAGCCUCCCCAUUUCACACCUGGUCUCUUGAAAAGGACAGGUUCCUUAGGACGAGGCUGCUUAGCAUCAGCGAACUCGCACACCACUAUCUAUGCAGCAGUGCUAUAGUCUGAUGAAUCUUAGGUUUUGAAUACGACUUUCCUAGAUUUUUGAAUAGAAUUUUGGUAAAUAUCCAUUGUGCAUCUAAAGUGCAAAUAAUAGUUACUGAACAUUUUAGUAUAUUAACAAUGAUAUUCAUUAAAAAAUGCCUUUUUAAAAAAAUGCCUUUGUUGUACAAAAAAAAAGGUUGAUGCGUGCUGGCAUGUAGAAAAGUUCCUGUGUUCUGGUUAAGUAUUUAUGUCAACAUCAUCCAAAGACACAAACUAGGGCAAAAGCUAAGUGUUAACAUUAUAAUCUUACAGCUCCAAAGAGAGUUAAACUUCUAUUAAGUAAAACCUCUUAAAUUUCUUCCUAGGCCAAUUUUGAGGAAAUUAGCUUUAAAGGUAUGCAUACCCCUUUACUCUAAGAAAGCCAAAUAUAAAAGCAAAGUCUACAUUCUUUAUGAAGUAGUAUUAACAAGUUGGUACUAAAAAAUCACAUUUCAAAAAGGUAGCAUACAAUUUUAGGUAACCUUUUAUUACAUAUUUUCUGUGAACGUACAACCAAAACAGGUUCUUAGGCUAGAAAUGUAACUUGAGUCAAUUUAUUAGCCAAGAAGUUACACAGUAUCCAUUUUGAUGAACUGUAUAAAAACUUAACAUUUUUUAAACAUUUUUCCCAUCAUGAGGAUGGGAAAGCUCACUGGAGGAAGGUUUCUUAAAACUUCCCAAUUAAAAAAUGUUAGCAAAAGUAAUUGAUGGGGUGGAGAAGGGAAACUACUUUAUCUAAAGAAGUGAUUGGUUAAUUUCACCUAAAGAUUAAAAGUAGGUCUGAUCAUUGAAGUGACAAAUUUUCCCAUGGCUGUCAUUUCACACGUCAUAUUUAGGAAGGAGUUAUUUGGAGAGGACUUUUUUUUUUUAAUUUAUGCUUUCACUAAGAACUAAGUAACAUGGAGAGAUUUUCAACACAAUGUUGGCUUAACUUAUUUAUUUAUAUGUUAUUUUGCUAAAACCACGAAUGCACUAACCCCUAAAAACACCUUUUGUGAAACGUAUACCUACCCCAUGAAGUAAUAACUGAAGGAAACAAUUUCUUUCCCUUAUUACGACUUUUCAGUUACACCUUCACUUCGUUCAAAGUUUAUUUUGCUCUGACUUAAACUCUUCCUCCCUGGCUUACUUGGGUUUAUUUGUUGCAUAGCUUGGUAUUUGGCUAUUCUUGAUAAAUACAGAAUUCUAUGGAAAAAUACCUUUUUCAAAGGACAGUUUUUAUGACCAGUGUUUUCAUAAGUUGUACGCUUUUAAAAAGAAUUAAAAUGCAUUUAUACUUAAUGCAUUAGUGGAUAGAUUUUUGCUUUAAGAUCUCCAUUAGAAUCUACUUGUAACUAUGUAUAUCUUGUUUGUAACUUUUUGCUUAAUAUAUUAUGUUGCUGUUUGAGGUACUGUCUUAUGGUAUUCUUUCACAUUUAGGGCUUAGUCUCUUUUUAAGUAAUGUCCUACUUUACCUUUCCACAGGUGAUGUGAUAGUUAAUGUAUGUAUCACAGAAGGAAAUGGUUUACUAUUAAGAAUGUGAAUAAGUAUACUUGAUACUAAAUGCUCAAAGGAGUUAUAUCUGCAAGUACUUCUGAAUGCCUCCUGUAUGGUACGCUACUAGACAUUUGGGGCCUAGGGUUACACAUUUUAUUACUUCUGGCUCAUGAUUACCCAGAAGAAUGCCUUGCUGAUAUGUAGGAGGCAUUUAUUAAUUAUAUUUGACUAAGUGAAUAAAUUUAGAAUCCUGUAAAGUGAGAACAAUUUGAUUGUAGAUUUUUCCAUUUUCUUUACACUAUUUGUUAAAUAGAUUGAUGUCCUCAUUAAGCAUGCAAUUUAACAAAGACAAUUACCACUGUCAAAACACAAAACCAUUGCCAUCACAUGACCUCCAACUCAUAGCGACCCUGUGCAGGGUUUCCAGGACUGUAAAUCUUUAUGGAGCAGACAGCCUUGUGUUACUCUUACAGAGUGGCCAGUGUGUUUGAACCUUCACGGUUAGCAGCCAACUAACCGCCUAGCCCACAGCACCACCAGACUUCUUGACAGAACCAGUGCAUGCAAAAACAGCACAUCUCUUAUUCGUAGUGAAAGAAUUAUAAAGUUCCAUAUUACAAAGCCAAAUUAGUUGCCAUUGAAUCACUUCUCCCUCAUACCAAACCUAUAGGACAGAGUAGGACUGCCCCACCGUGGUCCCUAGACUGGAAUCUGUAGGAGCUUGUGGCCAGGACUUCUGCAGAGCCGCUCAUAGGCCUGAACCACCAUGUGUGUUUCUGGUUAGCAACCACGUGCUUAACCAUUGCGUUGCCAGGGUUCCUUAUAUCAGGAUUGAUUUGAGUGAAAAUAUAGCUGAUGUUACCCUUUAAAAAAAAAAAAAAGGCUUUCUUUGGGUGAGUCUAUAGAUUGUCAUUCUCAUUCUGACCUUUAUGUGAUUCAGAUCGAAUCUUUCAUUCAUCUCCCCACUAUUAGAAGCAUCCAGAUGGACUGGAGAUUUUGCAAAAAUAAAAAUUAUCUAAAAAUGUCUGACUCAUGAACAAAGGAGUUUAGCUACAAAUUUCAGUGACAGCCAAACUGUGAAGUCAGAUGACUAGACUCCUAUGCCUACGUGGGUUAAGGACACGCUAAUAAAGCUUGCAUCUUACGUUCUGCUAGUCUCGUGUGUUCACCGGAGGUAAUGGGAAAGUUUGAAUCUGAGCUACUGAGUAGUAUUGCUUUGGGUAAUCGUUUUAUUGAUUUAAGAAGUUCUUAUUUCUAUUCAUCAGGUAGUGGUAUUACAAAGCUGAUUAGUAUAAUUUACAAUACACAAUUUUUUUUAAUGUCUAGGAAAGCCAUUUUGCUUGAUUAACAAAACAAAACAAAACACAAAAUUCAUCAAAUUGACCCAUCAUCUUGUACGUUGCCCAUGUAGUACUUUGGGUUAUAAACCUAAGUAAUUAGAAGAAAUGCAUAGUUUUGGCAAACUUUGGUUUCUUUGUUUUGGGGACCUGUUUAUCCCAAAUCAUUUUUUUUUUUUAGCAGUGUGUCAGGGAUGAGAGAGAAACGUGGCUUAUCUUUGUACCAGCAAUGUUUACUCCAUCUUAAGUAAAAGUAUUUUUAUAUUAAAAUACAUACCAAUGUAUUGAGUACUAUGCAAAAAUUGUGUUGAUUUUUAAUAUAAACCACAAGAAUUCACAGCAAUUUUCAUCUUGCAGUGAGUUAUUUCUCUUUUCUUCUCACCCUAAAAUGCUUCCGAUCAUUUGGACAAAGUUCGGUUAUUAAUGACGUGUCAUGUGGUACCCUUUUAAAAAGUACAUUUUAUGGUUUGGAAUGCAGAGAGCACAAAUUUUCACUAAACACUCUUUAUAUGUAUAUGGAAGUAUAUUUGGGCACCAUUUUAAUGUGAUUUUAUAAUGAUAUUUGUAGGUUCUUGGAAGUCCUUAUACAUACUGAUUUCUCAUUCUAAGAAACUGGGUGUCUGUUAAGGAACAUAGGAUGGGGAUUUAAUUUGUAAUCCUCUAUCCAUAGACUUUCCUUUCUUCUGUACCUGACAGAGGUACUGUUCUUCCUGUCUGACACCUCUGGGUCCCUUUCUUCCUUUCCACACAAGACAGCUCGUUAAUAACAAUAAAAGUGGCAAUGACGAUCAUA